CGAUCGUUAUACUUUGCUGCCGAGGCCACUUCUUUAUUAAUCCCUGCCUCCAGUUUUUUUUAGAGAGAGAAAGCUCACGGGAGAGACAGAGAGAGAGAGAGAGAGAGAGAGAGAGCAUCAACUGUUGUCUCUGAGAUCUUAAGAUCCCAACGCAACCAGAAGGAGAUGGGGAGAAAUGGGAAGUGGCUAGUUGCUGUUAAGAGAGUGUUCAGCCCUGAAUCGAAGGAAAAGAAAGCACAGAAGAAGAAGAAGAAAUCUAAGAAGAGAUGGGGGUUUGGUAAAUGCAACGACUUUGAUCCAGAUUCGUCAGAUGAUGCUCCUGUUCCUCAGGAGCAGAGAAAGCUAUCUGGUUCUGAGAAUGAUCAGAGCAAGCAUGCAUAUUCAGUGGCUCUUGCUUCUGCAGUCGCAGCGGAGGCUGCUCAAGUUGCAGCCCAGGCUGCUGCUGAGGUUGUUCGCCUCACAAAAUCAGCGAGGUUCACGGGGAGAUCGAAGGAAGAGGUUGCUGCUAUUAAGAUCCAGACUGCUUUCAGAGGUUACAUGGCGAGGAGGGCAUUGCGGGCUUUGAGAGGACUAGUUAGACUUAAGGCAUUGACAAACAGCAAUGCUGUCAAGUGCCAAGCUGCCGCCACUUUACGUUGUAUGCAGACACUGGCGAGAGUUCAAGCACAGGUCCGUUCAAGGAGAAUCAGAAUGUCAGAGGAAAACCUGGCUCUUCAGAGACAGCUGCAAUUAAAGCAUGAAAGAGAACUCGAGAAAUUGCGGAUGUCGGAGGAAUGGGACGACAGUCUUCAAUCCAAAGAACAAAUCGAAACCCAUCUACAGAACAAGCAAGAGGCAUUCUCUCACCAGUGGAAGGCCUCUUCAAGAUCAGCAAAUCCUACAUUCUUGGAUCCGAACAACCCUGAAUGGGGCUGGAGCUGGAUGGAGCGCUGGAUGGCUGCUCGGCCAUGGGAAAGUUUAAACACUACUGAACAAGGAAAAUCUCCCUCGACUCCUCCCACCAAAAAGCCCUCCAUGGCCAGAAAAAUUAGGUCAGCCAGCCCAAGAAAAGGUUGGGCCCAUGUAGAUAGCAUGAGCGUGCAGUCCGAGCGUGCGAGGCGACAUAGCAUGGGUGGUGGGUCAUCUCUCUCCAUCCGGGAUGACGAGAGCCUGAGCCAGAGUCAGAGCCAGGCGAGCACCGCAAUGACUGUGCCUAGUUACAUGGCACCAACAGAGUCGGCUAAGGCCAAGGCGAAGUACCGUAGCUCGUUAAUGAGUAAUCUUGAUUCAUCUUCGGAAAGGAGCUCGGUGACCUCAGUGAGGAAGAGGUUGUCUUUUCCGUCGGCUGUGCCGGUGACAGUGGCGGCGCGGCNCGCGGCGGCAUUCAGUGCCGCCAAGGGUGGAUGUGGGCCCCUUGAGAAGUAAUGAAGGGAAGAGGUAGCUUGAUUAAUUUGAGUUUGUUAGCUUGGCUUUGUUUAGAGUGGUUGUGUUUGAUGUAUUUGUUAUUAGGUUUUUGAUUUUGUGAGUAAUUUUUUUUUGGGUGUUAACAAGUAAAACUGGCAUAUAAACAUCGGAAGUUGGUUGUGUAAGAGUUUUGUGUACUUAUUUUAUGACUGAAUCCUUUAUUCUAAAGUGGAAGAGUUCUGUGUAUUUA
Molecule: messenger RNA, 1633 nt
Organism: Asparagus officinalis (garden asparagus)
Lineage: Eukaryota; Viridiplantae; Streptophyta; Magnoliopsida; Asparagales; Asparagaceae
Product: protein IQ-DOMAIN 1-like
Exons: 6
Coding region: 166-1404 (412 amino acids)
Molecular function (GO): protein binding
Source: RefSeq, a predicted model, not a curated record